AAUCAACACAACACAACACCGACGGACGAGGAUGAUUAUCGCUUUUUUAUCAGCAGUUGUUGAGUGAAAAUAAACACAAACACACUGUGCCGCGUCACAAAGAAUAUUUUCUGAUCGAGGCCAGACGCUGUAAUACGCAUUUUAUAGUUUAGUACGUGGUCAGUUCCCUGUUCGACUCGGGAUGAAAUCCGAACGUACAAUCCGAGCAACGGCCUCGUCGCUGUUGAUACUAUUUUCACUGCUUUUGCUUCGGUUGGUCAAUGGCCAAGUGUUCUACUACCAACCGGAGCAGGUUCAUCUGGCCUUCGGUGAAACGACCGACGAAAUAGUGGUCACCUGGAGUACCAUGACGGCAACAAAUGAGUCGAUUGUAGAGUACGGAAUUGGUGGAUUGAUAUUACGAGCAACCGGAACGGAGCAAAAGUUCGUCGACGGGGGCUCGCAGCGACACACUCAAUACAUACACCGAGUGGUGCUGAAAGACCUGCAGCCCUUGUCCCGGUACGAGUAUCACUGUGGCAGUACGGUGGGCUGGUCAGCAGAGUUUUACUUUCAUACCGUUCCGAAGGGGGCGGAUUGGUCUCCUUCGUUGGCUAUAUUCGGCGAUAUGGGAAAUGAGAAUGCACAGUCGAUGGCCCGAUUGCAGGAGGACACUCAGCGGCACAUGUACGAUGCAAUCCUGCACGUAGGAGACUUUGCGUACGAUAUGAACUCGGAAAAUGCUCUGGUCGGGGACCAGUUCAUGAAUCAGAUCCAGUCGAUUGCAGCUUACACGCCGUAUAUGGUGUGCGCUGGCAAUCACGAGGAAAAAUACAAUUUCUCCAAUUAUCGUGCACGCUUCAGCAUGCCGGGUGGCACCGAGAGCAUGAUGUACAGCUUCAACCUGGGACCGGUGCAUUUCAUCGGAUUUAGUACGGAGGUGUACUAUUUCAUGAACUACGGUUUGAAAGCGUUGGUCAACCAGUACGAGUGGCUCCGGCGCGAUCUGGAGGAAGCGAAUCGGCCGGAGAACCGUGCCGAGCGACCGUGGAUAGUGACCUACGGUCACCGGCCGAUGUACUGCAGCAAUGAUAACGAUAACGAUUGCACCCACAGUGAAACGCUGGUGCGCGUGGGACUUCCCUUCACGCACUGGUUUGGCCUGGAGGACCUGUUCUACGAGUACGGCGUUGAUGUGGAGAUUUGGGCGCAUGAGCACUCGUACGAGCGGUUGUGGCCCAUCUACGACUACAAGGUAUAUAAUGGUUCCCACGAAGAGCCAUACCGCAAUCCGCGGGCUCCGGUGCAUUUGGUGACGGGAUCCGCCGGCUGUAAGGAAGGUCGCGAACCGUUCAUCCGCAAGAUUCCCGAAUGGAGUGCCAUUCACAGCCGUGACUACGGCUACACCCGGAUGAAGGCAUACAACCGAACGCAUCUUUACUUCGAGCAAAUUUCGGUGGACAAAGAAGGAGCGGUCAUCGAUCAGUUUACCAUUAUCAAAGACAGACACAUUCCGUACAAGCAACUGUUGCGUGACGAAACCGAAGAGGACUAGAGGAAGCAAGAUAGAUCAGUGUUUGACAAUUAAAAAAGAUGAAUCUUUAUAUUUUUACUAUGAAAGACGUUACUUUUAGCUUAGUAUCUAGGUAAUCUGAAUUGUGUGCUGUUUCGGUAGUUACCAAUGUGAUAGGAAUGCUAUAUUUCGUGCUUAUUUACUGCAAUUACACGCAAAUUACAUAGAUUAUCACAGAUUCGUGUAAUAAUUGUUCAUUAAGCUUAGCACCUAAUGGCAUACCUACAUUAAUUUAUCGGUCGCAUAUUCUACGUCGUUUCUAAAUUGACAGUAAUUUAGGAGUUGGAAACCAUGGUAUUUUGGGCAAUGUAAAGUUGGCACAUGCAUUUUCAAGUGGAGUCUCGG
Molecule: messenger RNA, 1897 nt
Organism: Sabethes cyaneus
Lineage: Eukaryota; Metazoa; Arthropoda; Insecta; Diptera; Culicidae
Product: acid phosphatase type 7
Exons: 4
Coding region: 182-1534 (450 amino acids)
Molecular function (GO): metal ion binding; acid phosphatase activity
Source: RefSeq, a predicted model, not a curated record